Molecule: messenger RNA, 312 nt
Organism: Staurois parvus
Lineage: Eukaryota; Metazoa; Chordata; Amphibia; Anura; Ranidae
Source: the annotation of a GenBank genome assembly
CUGAUAGGCAGCACUGAUGCACACUGAUAGGCGGCACUGACUGGCACUGAUUGGUGGCACUGAUUGGCAGCACUGAUAGGUGGCACUGACUGGCAUUGAUAGGUGGCACUGAUGGGUGACACUGAAAGGCAGCUCAGAUGGGCACUGAUAUGUGGCAUUGAUGUGGCACUGAAAUGUGGCACUGAUGGGCAUUGGCAGCUGGCACUGAUGGACACUGACAGGUGGCGCUGCUGGGGCUACACAGAUCAUCAGGGCACACUGUUCAUCACUGUCAGCGUGACAGCUCGUGGGGAGAGAAAUAUGAUAACCGGC